This is a messenger RNA of Meriones unguiculatus (Mongolian gerbil), 3620 nucleotides long. It is a transcript of the gene Znf324, whose product is annotated as zinc finger protein 324. Bases 350 to 2113 code for a protein of 587 amino acids. Lineage: Eukaryota; Metazoa; Chordata; Mammalia; Rodentia; Muridae. The transcript is spliced from 4 exons. Gene Ontology annotation, biological process: regulation of transcription by RNA polymerase II. Gene Ontology annotation, cellular component: nucleus. The record is from RefSeq and is a predicted model, not a curated record. Gene Ontology annotation, molecular function: RNA polymerase II cis-regulatory region sequence-specific DNA binding; DNA-binding transcription factor activity, RNA polymerase II-specific.
CAGACCGGCUUCAGGCCACACGGUGAUUAAGGUUGUGGUACUUGGAGCGCUCCGCCGACUCUGCACUGUCCAGGAGGUUUGGGGGACCCAAGACUAAUGCAAGUGAGGACGGUGCUCUCAGCUGCCCGCUUCGGGCUGUGGCUCAGUACACGUCGGCGCACUGCAAUCCCUGUCUCCUAGCUUUAGUUUCCUCUGUUGGCUCCUAGGCUGCGGUUGAGACCUUUAGGGCCGUGCAGAAGCCACGUACUCUCCAUCACCCAGCCGCAGUCCUCUGGGCGUACAACGCCCUUGACUGAUCGGGAAACUGAGGCCCCGGCGGGCUGCGCAAGGCCUUGGGCGGGCAUGGGCAAUGCCCCCGUCUCCCGCCCGCCGUGCCCCGCCCCCACUACAGAUUCCAGUGGCGGCAACCUGGCCGCUGACAGAACCAGCGCGGGGCCUAAUGGCCUUUGAGGAUGUGGCUGUGUACUUCUCCCGGGAGGAGUGGAUGUUCCUGGAUGCAGCUCAGAGGGCCCUGUACCGCCAUGUAAUGCUGGAAAACUUCGCACUUGUAGACUCCAUUGGUAAAGCCCUGAGUCCUUCAUUGGAAGCAAAGCUGGGACCAGGACUCUCUGUCCCCCGGCCUCGUGUGAUCAUCCAGCUCCAGCGUGGUGAGGAACCCUGGGUUCCCAAUAGGACAAAUACAAAUCCAGGCAGGCGCACCCACAGGAGAUCCAGCAUUGGAUUCAAUUACAAUGCAAGGGACCAACAUGUAUCUGGAGAUGGAGCACCCCCAGGGGUUACCUAUGACAGGCCUGAUGGGAUACCUACUAGUGUCCUUCCCCUUGCUGAUGCCUGCCCUGAUGCAAAAAUCCCGGAGGGACACCAGAGGGCCUCCCCAUCCCUGCAGAAAAAACCCACAGGGGUAUCAGUGAUCUACUGGGAGCAGCUACUGCUAGAUUCCAGCAGCAGUGAGGCAACCAUUAGCCUGCGAUUGACCUCCCCAGUAGGGGUUCCUGAAAAUGGUUUGUCCAGAGUGAAGGCUUUCUCAGACUUCCUGGUCCCAGGGAAGCAGCUACAGGUAGCAGGGCAGCAAAAGCCAGAAAUGCAGCUAACCUCUGAGAGAACUUUCCAAAGUAUCCCUGACCUCCACGGGGCUGAGGAGGGACAUGAAAUGAGUGGGACUUGGCAUGAGUCUCAGAGAGAUCACAAUGUUCCAGAGCCCCCAAUAUGGGAUGAGCUGGGCGAGGCCCUCCAGGCCAGCCCAGGUCUUCUCUCAGGGGACAAACCUUUCGAAUGUAGGGCAUGUAACAAAGUGUUUGUGAAGAGCUCAGACCUCCUCAAGCACCUGCGCACCCACACAGGGGAGCGGCCAUAUGAGUGCGCCCAGUGUGGCAAGGCCUUCAGCCAAACAUCACACCUGACUCAGCACCAGCGCAUCCACAGCGGGGAGACACCCUAUGCAUGCAUGGUGUGCAGCAAGGCCUUCCGACACAGCUCCUCACUGGUGCGGCAUCAGCGCAUCCACACGGCUGAGAAGUCAUUCCACUGCAGUGAGUGUGGCAAGGCUUUCAGCCAUGGCUCCAACCUCAGCCAGCACCGCAAGAUCCAUGCAGGAGGGCGGCCCUAUGCCUGCGCACAGUGUGGCCGCCGCUUCUGCCGCAACUCCCAUCUCAUCCAGCACGAGCGCACACACACUGGCGAGAAGCCCUAUGCCUGCUCCCUCUGCGGCGCAGCCUUCAGUCAGGGCUCCUCGCUCUUCAAGCACCAGCGUGUGCACACUGGAGAGAAGCCUUUCUCAUGCCCACAGUGUGGCCGUGCCUUCAGCCACAGCUCCAACCUCACACAGCAUCAGCUGCUGCACACUGGCGAACGGCCCUUCCGCUGCGGAGAUUGCGGCAAGGCCUUUGCCAAGGGUGCAGUGUUGCUCAGUCACCGGCGCAUCCACACGGGUGAGAAGCCCUUUGUAUGUACGCAGUGUGGCCGCGCCUUCCGUGAGCGCCCUGCCCUCUUCCACCACCAGAGAAUCCACACAGGAGAAAAGGCCCUGCGGAGGCCAAGGGGCAGCACACACUCUCAGGCCAGGUCUCUGGCGGCAUCCUUGGAUAGUGCACAUCCCAAGGCCACUUCCACCUAGGCCCAGCAGUAGUCCCAAAGCUGGCUGAGGCCUGAGGUCUCUGCUGUGUCAUCCCCUGCUCUCUCUGAAUCCCUUUCACUCACUGUUGAAGAGCCUGUAUCCUCGGCAAAUCUACUAAGAAGCCAAGUUAUGUAAGCCAAGUAUGAGGAAGACUUGCCAGUUGGUCUGCUGUUCAGGCACAACUCACACCCACACCCUGAAAGCAGCUAUCUUAAGAGAGGCACCCAGAGUAAGCAUGUAUGCCCUCAGACUGGUAGAGCAGGCAGGGGCUGCCCCCAGAAUCAGUGGGUGACCCACAGACUUUUAUCUUCAUGUUGAUGUCACUUCAGUAUCUGCUGACUGUGGUGAGGAAAAGAGCAGGCAGUGGGUAUAGAUUCAGCCUGCUCUCAAACAAGCAACUGGAGAUAAUACUCCCAAACAUUCAGUUUCCUUGGUGCAAGCCUCAGGCAAAGAAAUGAUUUGUUUCUGAAUCUCAGCUUUCUCCUCUAGAAAAUGAAGAAGGAAGGAGAUUUGGGCCAGUGGAGCGUGGUAGACACACGCCUAUAAACCCAGUACAUGGGAGGCAGAGUCCAGUGUGUCUGUGAGUUUAAGGCCAGCCUGGUCUACAUAGUAAGUUCCAGGCCCCACGAGAGCUAAAUAGCAAGACUAUGUAUUUAAAAAAAAAAAAAAAAAAGUAAAUGCUCUAAUAGUACCCAAAUAAAGUCUAUGUAGACUCAUUGCUAGCCAUGGGCUAGAUGCUACAGAAUAAGCAGCUUGUAGGUCUCGUAUUUGGUGUCUCUGCAGAACCAGGACUCAACUCAGAUGGACUUCUCCAGUCUCCACCCACAAUCGCUUUUCUCUAGUCUACCAAGCUUGAAGGGCUGGCAUAACCCACCAGUAGGAAAUGGAGGCUUGGAGGAAAGAUGUGGCUUUCAGCACUGAAAGACAACUCAAGAAUGCUGGCUCCUCAUCAAUACUCAUUGUUAUGCCCACCCAAGCCUGUCAUCAGCCAUUACCAAAGCCCAUUAUAUGAGCCUUUAAGUCUGAAGUGCUAAUGUUAACUCUAGAAGGUAUGAGAUGGAGCUGCUUAUUUUUGCUGGGCUUGGUAUCAUGCCCCCACCCCCAACACACACACACACACACACACACACACACACCUUGGUUGCAAGGUAAAGAACUGAGCAGGGAGGACUUGACAUUUCCUAUAACUUUUGAGACUACUCUUCAAGGUAUAAUGACUGAAUGGUGAGGGCAGAUGGGUGAGUGGGGUUCAGUUUGCUUAUUUGCCUUCAGUAGGCCAGAUCCCAUUUAGACCUGAGGCCACACCAACAGGGAAAUGAAUGCCAGCAUUUAAAAUUUAAAACACGGGGCCUGGAGAAAUGGCUCAGAAGUUAAGAACACUCACUGUUCUUCUAAAGGCCUUGAGUUCAAUUCCCAACAACCACAUGGUGGCUCAUAACAAUCUAUAGUAAGAUCUGGUGUGGGGGCAGAAUGUUGUAUAAAUAAUAAAUAAAUCUUUUAAAAAAAA